CACUUCCUGGGCUGAACUCAAACCCAGGAGCUUCAUUGGCAGAACUCUGUAUUGUCUCAGCUGGGGGUCGGGCUGUGAGAUGCCAGUUCCGCCCUUCGUACACAGUCCGGAUAGGGACACACUAAGGAGCAGGCUGGGAAUUGUCCCCUGCUGCCCCAGCAACUCCCUUCCCCUGUGUCCCUGGCAUUGUCCCUCCCCUGCACUCACAUCUCCAGCCUGGGCUACUGGGAUUUCCAAAGAUGAAACCAGAAAUUUCAGAAAUAAAAUUAGAGGAAGAACAUUCAGAAGAUCAUCUGAACCCAAUGGAAAUCAUGGCAGUUACACUUACUGAUGGGGGUUUCCCAGAGCCGGAGGCAGAGAUCUUACAGGUUAAAAUAGAGGAGGAAGAAUUAGAUUUUGAUCAGCCGCUAAACCAGAUGGAACGGACAGCAAGUAGAUACACCAAUGGGCGAGGAUAUUGCGAGGAAAGGGCGAUCCCCCCAGAGAACUACAUGAGUCCCGACUUCCUGAAGGAGUUCAUAGAGAUGUACCGCGCGCUCCCGUGCUUGUGGAAAGUCAAGUCGACGGAUUAUUUCAACAAACAGAAGAAGAACCGGGCGUACGAGAAGCUGGUGCGGCUGUGCAAGAGCGUGUGUCCCACCGCCAACCUGGAGUACGUCAAGCACAAAAUCGCCAACCUCCGAACGGUCUUCAAGAAGGAGCUGAAGAAAGUGGAACUGUCCAAACGCUCCGGGGCCACCGGGGAUAACGUCUACGUCCCGCGUCUGUGGUACUUCGAGCUGCUGAAGUUCACCAUCGAGCAGGACGCCAGCGGCAACGCCACCUCCAACCUGGGGGAGAGCGAGGACAUCAUCCCUUGCGACGUCGGGGAGGAGGAGAAACGGGCGAGCGAGGAGAGCUUCGUCGAAAUCGUCGAAAGUCCCAAUUUGUCUCAGAUGAGCAUCCACAGGCCAAACGAGGCGGCGAUGGAAAACGACGCGGAAGAAUUUAGUCUCCCCAAGAAGCAAAUGAAAAGGAAACUGUGCAACGACGACCUGGAGAAGCAGCUCCUGUCCCAAGCGGCGGCCAUUCUGAGCAGGGACGAUGACGAGUACGACAAUUUUGGAGUCAUUGUAGCGUCGAAGCUUCGUAAAAUGGAUGAGAACCAAAGACUGGCGGCGGAGAUGAUUAUAUGGGACGUGUUACACAAAGGGAUGCUAAAGCAGCUGAACGUGCAGGAUCCUAUUGGACAUUACACCGGACCAGUACAUCACAGCUAUAAAUAAGCAGGGGCCUGGGACUCUUGGGUUCAGCCGUCAGAACCUCUCCUCCUGCCAAGAUUCUGUUCCUUUUAGCGACACUGCAGUCUCUGUUGCCCAGAGAGAACCCUGACCCCGUUCAUGGACUGUAUUAGAGAGAGCUGGGGGCGGGGCCGGACUGUAUUAGAGAGAGCUGGGGGGCCCCGGGGCCGGACUGUAUGGGAACGCCGCGUGUGCUCAGAGGCUCUAGGGGGCCCUUAUUUUAUCUUCAGGAAUUGCUGCACCGCCUCCGUGUUGGCUCUUUUUGUAGCUCUUAGUUACUCCCGUAGGCGCUAGUUCCACUCACACGAUGGAUUAUAUAGCGAUCGGCUUAGGAGGUUUUUAUUGGUAGCCACUUCUUUUUACAUAAUAACUUUACAUUUCUCCAGUGAUGAAAUACAGAAACCGAUAUACGUUCCUUUGUCCAACUCUG
Messenger RNA from Xenopus tropicalis (tropical clawed frog), 1710 nucleotides. RefSeq lists its product as uncharacterized. Gene Ontology annotation, biological process: DNA-templated transcription; regulation of DNA-templated transcription. Bases 240 to 1265 code for a protein of 341 amino acids. Lineage: Eukaryota; Metazoa; Chordata; Amphibia; Anura; Pipidae. The record is from RefSeq and is a predicted model, not a curated record. Gene Ontology annotation, cellular component: nucleus. Gene Ontology annotation, molecular function: DNA binding. The transcript has 5 exons.